CGCCUUGCGCUCCGCCCCGCGGAGGGGAGACAAAGGCGCCUGGACCCCUCCCCCCAAAAAAACCAAAAAAACCCAAAAAUCCCUCCCCUAAACCCACCCCUUCUUCAAUACCUUCACAUACACAUCACCCCCUGCCCCCCUCCACCCGGUUAUAACGCGCUUUCUCCUCCUCCCGCUACCGCUCCGGCUCAUGGCUACGAGGGUUUCUCCAUGCCUGGGGGGGGUCCGGCAGGAAUGGCGGGAGGGCGUCGAGGCAGCGGCGGUGGUGAUGGUGGUGAUGGUGGUGGCAAGGGGGUGUCGGUGAAGAUGGCGUUCCGACGGGCUUACUCCAUCAAAGACAAGCUGCAAGCCAUCGAGAGGGUGAAGAAAGGCGAAAGGCAAGCGUCGGUGUGCCGGGCUUUUGGGGUCCCCGGGGGUACGUUGAGGGGUUGGUUGAAAGAUGAAGCCAAGCUGAGGUGGUUCCUGGAGCAGCUGGGAGGUGAGGUGGGCACCCAACGCAAGAAGAUGCGCUUGGCCAACGAGGAAGAGAUCGACCGCGCCGUCUACGCUUGGUUCCUCGCUCUCCGGCAACACGGCGUCCCGCUUUCCGGACCUCUCAUCCAAGCUCAGGCUGAAGCUUUCGCCCGGCAGAUCUAUGGUCCUGAAUGUACCUUCAAAGCCAGCCACGGGUGGUUUUGGCGUUGGCAGAAGCGUCACGGCAUCUCCAGCCAACGCAUUUACGGCGAGGGCGGCCUCCCCGCCGAACCCGAACGCGCUCCAGCCUCUUGCCCCGAGGUUUUCCCCGUGGUGGCCGCCGAUGCCGGGGGCUACGGGGAUGAGCAGAUCUACAAUGCCAAUGUAACCGGACUCUACUGGAAGCUCUUGCCAGGGCAGAGCCUUGGGGUGACCUCAACGGCGCAGCGGCGAUCGGUUCCCCGUGAACGGGUCACCGUCUUGUUGGCCGCCAACUUGACCGGUUCCCACAAACUCAAACCUCUGGUGAUCGGGAGCUUUCGUGACCCUCCCAGCCUCCGCCAUCACAACCAGGACAAAUUCCCCGCUUGCUACCGGUACAGCCCUGAAGCCAGGUUGGGGCCGGCGCUUCUCCGGGCUUGGUUUUUUGAGGACUUUGUGCCGGGUGUCAAACGUUACCUGCGCCGGAGUUGCCUUCAGCAGAAGGCUGUCUUGCUGCUCAGUUCCCCACCCACCACCCACUCUGGGAAGGAUCCUGAGGAAUCCCCUCCCCUCCAGACACCCGAUGGCUCCAUCCGUGCUCUUUUCCUUUCCAAAGGAUCCGCUGGGAGCGGCUCUGUUGGAGGAGGAGGAGGCCGAAUUCCAGCCCUGCUGGAGCAGGGGGUGGUCUCCACUUUCAAGCAGCUCUACAAACGGGAACUGCUGCGUUUGGCCGUCUCCUGCACAGCCGGUGGCUCCGGUGGCCCCGUGGAUUUUGUGAGGUCGUUUCUCCUCAAGGACAUGUUAUACCUGGCCGGCCUUUCCUGGGACCUCAUCCCUCCUGGCUCCAUCGAGAAGUGUUGGCUGCUGGGGCUGCGCGCCGCCUUCGAACCCCAACCUGGGGAGGAAGAGCCCGCUGACCCUCCCCAGCGUGGGGAGGAAGGUGGAGGGGACAGCAAAGUCUUUAGUGACCUGACCCACCUGGCAGCGUUGGCUUACAAACGCUUGGCUCCCGAAGAGGUGGCCAACUGGUUGCACUUGGACGACGCGGCGCCGGGUACGGAGGGCGACAGCGGGGAGGGCAACGCCGAGGAGGAGGAGGAAGGCUGUGGGGUGGAGGAGGAAGAGGAGGAGGAGGAGGAGGCAGCUGCCAGAGAUGGCAGGAGGGGUGGGGAAGGAGGGGAUGUCUUGGUGCCCACGGCUCGGGAAGCCAUCAAAGGUUUGGAGACGGCGUUGCGUUGGCUGGAAGGUCAAGACCCCCGGCAAGUGGGGCCUCUGAAGCUGGUGCAGCUCCGUUCCCUCCUCAGCAUGGCCCAGAGGCUGCAUCGUGGUGGCAGCCCCCGUUCCUAGGGCAGGGCAAACCAUGACUUUUCAGCUACCAGACCACCCCACCCAGGGGGCACUGGGGGGUUGAGGACACCCUGGUUGUUGUCCCAGGUGCCAGCUCCCCUUACCCCCCUCCAUCAUGGAUGGAGUCCUGGGUUUGCCACAGCUAAGAGGAGGGGUUGAAAUUUAGGGCUAAAUGGGGUGGGGGUGUUAUUUUCUUUUUCAUGUGCUGCAACCCCUGUGUGAGUGUUCAAGGGUUGUUCCUCACCCUGAGAGUAUUUAGGAGGUGCUAUUCUUUAAAUCUCACAAGACUGAGCCAGGGGGUGGCCCCUUGGUCAGCACCACUUGGUGCCCCCCGACACUGUGGGGAGAAGGGGAGAGGGAAAAACCUGCUGGGUGUCACCUUGAGGAGCUGGGAUGAUGAGGGAAGUGACAGUUCCAGGCUUCUCAGAGGUGGCCACAGCUGGAUGGACAGAGACCAAUCCUGGGGGGGGCAGUAAGGCAAAAAUCCUGUCCUGGAAGAAGUUGGUGGCACCCUCCCCACUGCCAAAACAGAGCCUGGUGAAACUGGGGAGGUUUGGAGCUGCUUUAAGACAACUUUUUUUCCAUGCACUGGAUUGGGACAGGGACACUUGGGUGGCAUCCAAGAAGCUGCAGCUUCCCAGAGGGGGUCACCUCCAUCAUUCUUGGGACAGCCCUACACCCCUGGAACACCCAGACCACAGAGACCUGCUGAAACAGGUAUCCAAGGUGUCUCCUCUGGGGUUUGUGGGGUGAGAUGGGAGAGGGGAGGGCUCCCAGCACUGCCUUGAAAUCAACAGAGGCAUCAGAUGCCAAUUUAGCAGCUCUGGCCCUGAUUUUGGGUUAAAUUUUAGCCUGCUUAGGCAAACUGUUGAAAGGGGGUUAAAAAAACCAAACCCAACCCAACUCAUCAGUGGUGCCCUGCCCCAUUGUCAGUGGGUGGGGUGGGUGUUUUUACUUGUUGGGUCUUUGUCUCAAUAACUUCAGAGUUUAUGGAAAUUAAAUGGAUUUU
This is a messenger RNA of Calypte anna (Anna's hummingbird), 3010 nucleotides long. RefSeq names its product tigger transposable element derived 5 (gene TIGD5). Gene Ontology annotation, molecular function: DNA binding. NCBI's taxonomy places the organism in Eukaryota, Metazoa, Chordata, Aves, Apodiformes, Trochilidae. The transcript has a single exon. Bases 211 to 2001 code for a protein of 596 amino acids. The record is from RefSeq and is a predicted model, not a curated record. Gene Ontology annotation, cellular component: nucleus.